Ustilaginoidea virens is the source of this 1053-nucleotide messenger RNA. RefSeq lists its product as uncharacterized. The transcript has a single exon. Lineage: Eukaryota; Fungi; Ascomycota; Sordariomycetes; Hypocreales; Clavicipitaceae. The record is from RefSeq and is a predicted model, not a curated record. Bases 1 to 1053 code for a protein of 350 amino acids.
AUGGGAUCGGUAGGUGCCGAUUCCGAUUCUCAGCGUGCCGUCACGGCCAUUCUAAACUCGGCAAUCGCCGCUCCAGCCAUUGGCGCUGCAUGGGAGCUCGGGAUACUGGAAGAAAUACACAGAAACAAAAGCAUCAGUCCGCGAAAUUUCGCAAAGCAACAUGACUUGAAUCCUGUUUCGACCGAGGCCAUCGUAGCCGCUCUGAUGGCGGUUGACAUUCUGGCAAAGUAUGACGGGGAGGUUGCCGGAGGCAAGCACUUUGAGGAAGCAUACAAGAAAAAAUCCAUCUUUCACUUCACAAGCCUUGGAUCAGGCGGACUGUUUGCCAAGAUGGCCUCCUUGACACGUAACGCCAACCGAGUCGGGGGCUUCCACAGCCGGACUCGAGAUGCAGCAGCCAUUGCGUAUGCAUGCCGCGAGAUCAACCACGUAUACUAUGAUCCUGCGUUCUGGAAGGCCAUGAAGGAACUCGACUUUGACUUCAAAUCGGUGGUCGAUCUUGGGUGCGGCAGCGGUGAGAGAUUGAUGGAGAUUCUAGGGCGCUACCCCGGGGCAUGCGGCCUCGGGGUCGACAUUGCGAUGCCUUCGCUCCAGGUGGCAAUCUCCGAGACGGCUGAGCGCGGCCUGUCGGACCGCUUGUCGUUUGUCGAGGGCAACGUCCUGGCGCUUGAGUACCGUGACGAGUUUUCCGACGUCGACCUCCUGACCUGUUUCAUGAUGGGGCACGACUUUUGGCCGCGGGAGAACUGCAUCAAGACGCUCCAGUGGCUCAGGCAGGCUUUCCCCAAGGUUCGCCGGUUUCUCCUGGGCGACGCCCAUCGCCUGCUGCUGAACUCGCGCGACCAAGGCGAGCCACCCACGCAUGCAGUGGAUGAGCACAAUGUGCCGUUUUUCAGCUUGGCGUUUGAGGCUGCGCACGCCCUGAUGGACGUUUACGUGCCAACCAUUGAUGAGUGGGAGGGGGUUUUUGAGGCGGGCGGCUGGCGAUGUGUCAGGAAGCAUCUCAUAGAAACAGCGGAUUGGGCCGUGGUGUUUGAGCUGGAGCACGCGUGA